CCGCCCCCUCCACCUCGCCUGCGGCUUACUUCUGCCACUUGGGCCGAGACCCCAGAGUCAGUCUCUCCGGGGCUCCGCCCCCACGUCACCUCGAGACCACCGGAUCCGAGCCAGGGUGGCACUGAAGCGGGGAAGGCGAGCCCAGGCUGGCUUCGAAUUUGCUACGUUGCUGAGGGCGAUCUUGAACUUUGGAUCCUCCAGUCUUUACCUCCCCAGUGCUGGGAUUACAGCAUGUUUUUGGCCCAGAGGAGACUCUGCUCCCUUGGCAGUAGAGCAAAAUCCCUAAAGACAAUUUGUUCUUCAAAAAUCCUUGGAUUCGCCACUUCUGCUAACAUGGCUUUCAAAUUCAAAAAUGCCAAAAGAAUCGAGGGCCUUGACAGCAAUGUGUGGAUUGAGUUUACCAAGUUGGCUGCAGAUCCUUCUGUUGUGAAUCUUGGACAAGGCCUUCCAGAUAUAUCCCCUCCUACGUAUGUAAAAGAGGAAUUAUCAAAGGCCGCGCUAACUGAUCACCUGAAUCAGUAUACUCGGGGCUUUGGUCAUCCAUCCCUCGUAAAAGCGCUUUCCUGCUUAUAUGAAAAAUUUUAUCAAAAGCAGAUCGAUCCAAAUAAAGAAAUCCUUGUGACAGUUGGAGCAUAUGGGUCUCUCUUUAAUGCGAUUCAAGGACUAAUUGACCCAGGAGAUGAAGUCAUAAUAAUGGUGCCUUUUUAUGACUGCUACGAGCCCAUGGUGAGAAUGGCCAGAGCCACACCUGUUUUUAUUCCCCUGAGAUCCAAACCUACCAGUGGAACAAAAUGGUCUAGUUCUGACUGGACGUUCGAGCGUCAAGAACUGGAAAGCAAAUUUAGUUCUAAAACCAAAGCCAUUAUACUAAAUACUCCACAUAACCCCAUGGGGAAGGUGUAUACCAAAGAGGAGCUGCAAGUAAUUGCUGACCUUUGCAUCAAACACGACACCCUCUGCAUCAGUGAUGAGGUUUAUGAAUGGCUUGUCUAUACUGGAAAUAAGCAUUUAAAAAUAGCCACUUUUCCAGGUAUGUGGGAGAGAACAAUAACAAUAGGAAGUGCAGGCAAGACUUUCAGUGUGACUGGCUGGAAGCUUGGCUGGACCAUUGGUCCUAAUCACUUGAUAAAGCAUUUACAGACAGUCCAACAAAACACUGUUUAUACGUGUGCAACUCCUUUGCAGGAAGCCUUGGCUCAGGCUUUUUGGAUUGACAUCAAGCGUGUGGAUGACCCUGAGUGUUACUUUAAUUCUCUACCGAAAGAAUUAGAAGUAAAAAGAGAUCGAAUGGUCCAUUUGCUUGAGAGUGUUGGCCUGAGACCCAUUGUUCCUGACGGGGGUUACUUCAUCAUCGCCGAUGUGUCUUCAUUAGAUGCCGACCUCUCUGAUAUGAAGAGUGAUGAACCUUAUGACUAUAAGUUUGUGAAAUGGAUGACGAAAAAUAAGAAACUGUCAGCCAUCCCCGUUUCAGCAUUCUGUGACACAGAGUCUAAGUCACAAUUUGAGAAGUUUGUACGGUUUUGCUUCAUUAAACAUGGCCCCAGGUCCUCCUUGACAAAUAACAGCAAAUCCAUCUUCAAAUCAUAAAGCCAGCAGACAACAUACUCAGUACCCCAAACCACAGGAAUGACUACGGAGGAGCUCGCAGUUUCAUCCAAAAUGAUUCAUAAUCAUAAAGGAAGUAGCUCUGCAUCUUUACAGGAUACUAUCAGGAAUGAGAAAGGUAGAUAAAAACAGCUGUCACAAUACUCACAGGAAAAGGAAAAAAAACAGAGCAAACAGAAGUGUGACAUUUGGAAUUCUAAACAUUUAGACAAUAGGUUAAAGUGGAGAUUUUUAAAGUUCAGGAAAAUGAGGAUAAGAUAAUGUAAAAAGAUGAAAUGGGAUCGAUCAGAGUCCAGGCAAGAAAUUGUAAAUAAAGCUGUUGGAAAUGAUAACCGCAGAAACACUCCACAGGACACUAGAUGUUACUACUAACACAGUAGGAUUGAGAAAAUAAGUAAAUGGAUGUGGAAAGGAACACAGAAUUUUCCAGUAUUAGAAAGAAAAAUUAUGAAAAUGGAAGAAAAGUGAAAUACACAGAGUUCCUGAAAAUAAAAUAGAGUUGAACCUCAAAGGAAUCUUGCAGCUUUCUUUUCAGAAGUAUUUCCAUUUUUAAGAAAAAAGAAGAGAUACAAGCCUAAAAAUUAAGAGAUUAAAAUGCCUUGGGCUGAGGCUUAGAGGGUAAAAACUCUAAGCAAGCCUGAUGAUCUGAGUUCCAUCCCC
Molecule: messenger RNA, 2265 nt
Organism: Nannospalax galili (Upper Galilee mountains blind mole rat)
Lineage: Eukaryota; Metazoa; Chordata; Mammalia; Rodentia; Spalacidae
Gene: Kyat3
Product: kynurenine aminotransferase 3
Exons: 15
Coding region: 232-1587 (451 amino acids)
Biological process (GO): biosynthetic process
Cellular component (GO): cytoplasm; mitochondrion
Molecular function (GO): L-kynurenine:2-oxoglutarate transaminase activity; pyridoxal phosphate binding
Source: RefSeq, a predicted model, not a curated record